UAAUGGUCCGGGCUGUGGCCCUGGUGUUUUACUUUCCGCCCCGGGCCAACUUGUGAGAUGAAAACUGAGGAUCCUGAAAUCACCGCAGGCGGGGAUGCGAACAGUCCCCCAUCGCCUGACCCGCCGGGAAAUGUAGUCGAUCCGACCCGGUGGCCACUUUGGCGGAAGUGGUCGAUUGUCGUUUGUAUCGCCCUGAUGUAUAUGCUGGCGAACUUCGGAACGAUCAUCAUUGUGCCCGGAGUACCCCGGAUUCUAUCCGAUUUCCACGUCUCCCGAGAUCAUCUAUACGAACCCCUCAUUGUCUCAAUCUGGGAACUGGGGGAGGGCGUGGGAUCGUUCCUGGUCGGACCCUUAUCCGAGCAAUACGGUCGCAGCGUCGUCUAUCACGGGGGCAAUGUACUCUUCAUCCUCUGCUCUGUGGCGGCAGCCUUGAGCGUCAACAUCGGCAUGCUAGUAGCCUUUCGCUUCAUCAACGGCCUCGCCAUCACCACCAUCACCCUCGCCCCCAGUAUCACCGGCGAUCUCUUUGUCCGGGAAGAGCGCGGCGCCGCCAUGGCACUGGCCAUCACCCUCCCUCUCAUCGGUCCCUGCGCGGCCCCGAUCGUAGGCGGAUACGUGACUAGUGACCUCGGCUGGCGCUGGGCGAUCUGGAUCAUCGCCAUUGCAGUGGGCAGUGUGUCCCUCUGCUCCUUGAUCGUGAUGAAAGAAACCUACCGGUUCAAAAUCGCCCAAGACCAGCCGGCCUCGCCUGGUGGUAGUCCGCCCCGCGAGCCCAAACUGCAAACCCUACUCCGCCCCAUGCGCCUGCUCUUCUCCUCCCCCGUCGUCCUAGUCACUUCCCUAUAUACAGCCCUCACCUACGGCAUCUCCUAUCUCAUCCUCACCACCCUCUCAGAGAUCAUGCACGACAUCUACAACUUCAGCCAAGGACCCGUCGGACUCACCUUUCUCGGUCGAGCAAUCGGGAACCUCAUCGGCCUAGCCAUCUACGGCCUCACCUCAGACCGCUACCUGCAGCAUCGCCGCCAGAAAACCGGCCGCUCACUCCCCGAAGACCGCCUCCCACUCAUGCUCCUAGGCACGAUCCUCCUCCCCACCGGUCUAUUUCUCUACGGCUGGUCAUCCCACUCCCACAUCCACUGGAUCGUGCCACUCAUCGGAACCGGCAUCGUGGGAGCCAGUCUAAUCCUGACCCGGCUACCCACGGAGAAUUAUCUCGUCGAUGCGUUCGACCCGGAUGGCACAUCGGCGUCGGUGCUGGCUGCCAACGCCACUCUGAGCGCGCUGUUCGGGGCCCUGUUCCCCCUUGCCGGGCCAUCGCUGUACCGUACCCUCGGCGUCGGGUGGGGGAAUUCCCUUCUGGCUUUCAUUUCGUUGGCGUUUUUGCCCCUGUUCACGGUCCUGUGGAUACAUGGGGAGAUAUUGCGGCGGGAGGGCUGGGGGUAUUUGUGGGUGAUUGUGGAGCCUUGGUUCCAAGGGACACAUCAGAGGGGUUCUGGUGGUCUUGAAGGAGAAAGAUACCAUGCUGAAGAUGAAAAUUCCGGGGAUGGAACGCAGCAGGGUCGAAGGGAGGGAGAGAAACAUGCUGUUCGAACACAUCAGCAGGGUGUGCGGGAUGUAUGACGCUUGUGUUCAGGCGAAGACCAUCGCCAUUUAUGAAUUGAUCUUUUGCGGGUCUGGCGUGGGUAAAAUCAAGACUGCCCCUGCGUCAAAACGGGGCAUUCCUCUUGGAUGUCAGAUCAUUGCUUUUGUCCUUCAGCACAGUCACUCGGUGCAUGGUUAUAUGUAAAUUCCUGGUGCAGAGUAGUAUGGUAAGGGUGGCUGUUACUAAAUAUAUAUAAUACUGUCAACCGCAUUAGAUCAAUUCCAGUAUUUGUAGAAUGCAGUCAACUGAAC
Messenger RNA from Aspergillus sclerotioniger CBS 115572, 1896 nucleotides. Its product is annotated as MFS transporter. Lineage: Eukaryota; Fungi; Ascomycota; Eurotiomycetes; Eurotiales; Aspergillaceae. The coding region runs from base 58 to 1623 and encodes 521 amino acids. Gene Ontology annotation, biological process: transmembrane transport. The record is from RefSeq and is a predicted model, not a curated record. Gene Ontology annotation, molecular function: transmembrane transporter activity. The transcript is spliced from 3 exons.